Molecule: messenger RNA, 1455 nt
Organism: Thermothelomyces thermophilus ATCC 42464
Lineage: Eukaryota; Fungi; Ascomycota; Sordariomycetes; Sordariales; Chaetomiaceae
Exons: 1
Coding region: 337-1257 (306 amino acids)
Source: RefSeq, a predicted model, not a curated record
AAAGUAACCCGCUCCAAGGCUCUGGGAAUUGCGAAAGUAUGGCCGCAGGCAGGGCAAGGCGAGUCUUCUAUCAGGACAACUCAUCUUGGGGGGGAGGGGAGGGGGGUUGGUAUUGAAGCGUGAGAGUGCGUGGUUCCUGAGCCUGCCCGUUUGCUGUUGAUUUUGCUGAAAACAAAGUAAUUAGUGGGUGACAUGUAUGCGGCUCGAAAAAAAGAAAGAAAGAAAAAAAACUGACUUGCUCAGCCUCGAAAGCCAAAGCAACUCAAGCCUGCGGUUGCUGACUGUUAGCACCCGUCAUAUCUGAUACUUAAACCCCUCGAGGAUGUUGGCGGAAGAAUGGCUCAGCGGCUCAGGGAUUUCAAAAAAGCAUCAGUGUCAUCAGCUGUGCAUCCAUUCGAGAUGGACAAGCAGCCGUCGUUUUCUGAUUCUGCUCUCUUUUCAGGAUGCGCAUUUGGAGACGCCAAUCGACCGACGCCGCCCUCCUUGGCCGACUCAUCACACCGGGCAACACCCUCGAGUUGCUCGACGGAUCAAAGCAGCCCCUCGCAGUCCUCAUCCAACUCCCCGCCGUUGUUAGGCCACGACACCUACCUCUAUGGACGGCCUAUUGCACCGACAUCGAACGCUGUUUUGGAACUGCAAGACCUUGGUCAUGCACAGUCUCUUGCUUCCGUGGGAAACAAUGUCAACUUCAACUCCCUUAGGCCGGGGUUGGAUGUUGACAGGAACACCAGAGCCGCCUGCCAUAGCGUGUCUUCAGGGCCCGCUACCACAGAUGCCCACAGUGAGUUCGGGGCCACGGUGUUAGAGGGCUACCCAGCCUCUUUACCGAUCCCGGUCCAUAAUUCUUCGUCUGGCACUCAUUCUUGCGUCGCUGUCCGGGGAAGCAUUCGCGGUUACGAUUGGAGUGAAGAAUCUGAAGACGGCUCCAGCGGCUACGGUCGGGAGAAUGACGAUGAUCGCGCCGGGCAAAGUGGGAGCGGCGGCGGCGACGGCGGCGACGGCGAUAGUGGUGAUAAUGACGGUGAAGAACAAAACGACCGUAUCGCACGAAAGACAAGCCACAGGAAUUCCCGCUCGGUCUCGCUGGGCCCACUGAACUGUCCGUACCACAAGCGAAACAAAGUUCGCUUCAAUGUGCGCGAACAUUGGAAAUGCACCAAGCCUUUUGCGAAUCUCAGUAACGUCAAGUCAGUAUCGGCCGACAGUGCUCAACCAUGGCCGCUCUUUGUGUGUGCUGACUAUUUAUUCCCUUGAAUGUAGGAUACACAUCGGAGAGUGUCACAGGCGAACCAGAGUUAGCGACAAUGUCGAGGAUGGCAUCACCGAGGACAUUGCCAAAAGAUUGAGUGCUCGAAAAAACGACUCCAAGAUUUCCACUUGGGAAUCACUCUGGAAAAUCCUGUUCCCACGUGACGUCGAGGUUCCUCCUCAGGGUAUGUUGCUCUAUCAGAC